This is a messenger RNA of Symphalangus syndactylus (siamang), 2238 nucleotides long. RefSeq names its product transcription elongation factor A N-terminal and central domain containing 2 (gene TCEANC2). Gene Ontology annotation, cellular component: nucleus. The record is from RefSeq and is a predicted model, not a curated record. Lineage: Eukaryota; Metazoa; Chordata; Mammalia; Primates; Hylobatidae. Gene Ontology annotation, biological process: DNA-templated transcription.
UCUGGGGAAUGUGGUUCGCUGUGGCCCAGAGGCGCGAGGGCCGGCGGAGUUUCUUCAGAGGAACUACCGCCCUGGGAGGAAGCGUCCGUUUAGUUUCAACAUAGACCAGUGGGCUUGGGAGCCUACGAGGUUGCAGUCUGGAGGGCUCCAACAGCAGCUGCCAGGGCUGCUUUUCCUGAACACGCUGCAAGCACGUCAAGGUGGUCGGAGUCCCCUAACAAUGGAUAAAUUCGUCAUUCGAACGCCUAGAAUCCAGAAUAGCCCUCAGAAGAAAGAUUCUGGAGGAAAGGUUUACAAGCAGGCCACGAUUGAAUCUCUGAAGAGAGUUGUGGUUGUAGAAGACAUAAAAAGAUGGAAAACUAUGCUGGAGCUUCCUGAUCAAACAAAAGAGAAUCUUGUUGAAGCCUUACAAGAAUUAAAGAAGAAAAUACCCUCCAGGGAAGUGUUAAAAUCAACAAGGAUAGGUCACACUGUGAACAAGAUGUGUAAACACUCAGAUUCAGAAGUGGCUUCUCUUGCCAGAGAAGUUUACACUGAGUGGAAAACUUUCAUUGAAAGACAUUCAAAUAGACCUUCUAUUGAAGUUAGAAGUGAUCCCAAAACCGAGUCGUUCAGGAAAAAUGCUCAGAAAUUACUCUCAGAAGCCUUGGAAUUAAAGGAUUCAGUCCGGGAUCCCAGGCUGCACUCAGUCAUCCUGUCUAUCCUGUCUCCUCUGUUCUGUGACAGUUUCUCAGGCUUCCCUUGUUUCCCAUGACCUUGACAGUCUUGAGCAGUACUGGCCAGGCAUCUCGUAGACUGUCCCUUCAGGGUUUUGGGGAAGAACACCACUGAGAUGAAGCGCCCGUCUCAUCACUUCACACCAGGGGGCACAUGGCUUCCACAGGACUAUUGGCUGGUGAUGCUAGCCUUGAGUUCUUGGUUACGUUAGCAUUUGCCACAUUUUCCCACUAUGAAGUUGUCAUUUUUCCCUUUCCAUAUUUUUUUUUUUGGAGGCAAGUCACCAAAUCUAAACUUCACUCACAGGUUAGGGGGCUGGGGGUGGAUUAAACUCCACCUCCUGGAGAGUGGAGUAUCUACCUAUAUAAUUUGGAAGUCUUCUUUCAGGAAGAUUUGUCCCUUCUCUGCCACUUAAUUUUUGUGAUUAUUUAUUAAUAUAUCAAUAUAGACUCAUAUUUAUUUUAUGCAUUGGGCUGUAAUCGGAUUUUUUUCAUAGUGAACAUAAAUUCAUAUAAUGUAUUUUUUAUUGCAGAAAACAUACAAAAACCACGUUGUAUGAGAAACAAGCUCUUAUGAUUGGCAAGGAUUUUUCCUCCACAGCUUUUCAUGUCUGCCUUUGAGUAGGAUAAUUGUUAGCUUAUUGCUGUUCAAUCGUAGACAUGUUAUUUCAACUCUCCAGACCUCCAUUUCCCCAUCUAAGUAAGAGAAUAGUUUGUGAAAUGGUCUCACAGGUGAAGAAGGGGAUGGUGUUUGUAUGUUUGUAAGUUUCCACAUAUUUUGUUGCCGAUUAAUAGACCCUUAGUCCUUAAUGGUUAUCUUCUUUUAUUUAUGUUGGAAAAUGAACUCAGAGCUAAUAGCCCUUGAGAACAUCCUGUAAACAUAAUCAAUAUUUAUAUCCCCCAUUACAACCCCAAAGGGUUCGCCUUCCUUGCGCUUUCACCCUUCUAAGUGGGAUUACGUUUUCCUUUUAUUCCUCAGCUUUUUCUCCAGCGGCUGAAGGCUAACCUGAGGCCUUGCAUUCCCAGUCCCGCUGACUUCUUUGGCCUCAUUCUUGUGCCUCUCAUCUAGCUAUGUACAGCCACACGAAUGUCCUCAUUUAUCACCCUGCAUCAUCCUCAAAUUCGUAUGUUGAAGUCCUCACCCCCAGUACCCCAGAAUGUGACUGUAUUUGGAGAUAGGGCCUUUACAGAGGUAAUUAAGGUAACAUGAGAUCAUAUGGGUGAGCCCUAAUCCAGUAUGACUGGUGUCCUUGUAAGAAGAGAUUAGGAUGCAGACAGCACACAGACCAUGUGAGGACACAGCAAGAAUGUGGCCAUCUACAAGCCAAGGAGAGAGGCCUCAGAAGAAACCAAACCCACUGACACCUUGAUCUUGGACACCUAGUCUCCAGAACUGUGACAAAAUAAAUCUGUUGUUUAAGCCAUCCAGUCUGUGGUACUUUGUUAUGGCAGCCCUAGUAGAAGCUAAUACACACGACCAUGAAUGAAAAUGCUUCCUGAGCUGGGCGCGGUGGCUCACGCC